AUGGCUGAAGAUUAAGAUAUAUGGGAAUGUCUCUUUGACUAUUUAAAUCAAGCACAAGACAAAGCUCAAAAUGAUGAUUCUGAAAUAGUUUCCUAUUCUAAAGGGAUACCUAAUGUUGCAAUCGAUCCAUUAUCUAUUGGAGAAUAAUACCCCAGAGUAGAGAUUGCAACGAGAAUGCCUGAUGGAAUGUAUUUUAUCAAUGAUUACCGUUAGAAUUCCAUCAUCCUAUAAAAUGUAGUCUUAGAAAAUGGUCAAAUUUCAAGAAUUUAGAGAUGAAUUAAUCGAUGAGAUAGAUGAAUUUUAUUAAGAGGAUCAACUUGAAGACAUAAGACAAAUAUAUCUCCAAUCCAAUCUAAAGCAGAGGGAUUAUGAAUUCACCAAUAUUUUACCAUUUAUGCAAGAUGAAUUAGCAUUAAAUCCCGGAAUUGAGACAGUGCUUUAUACCAAUCAUGAUAUGUUUAGUGGUGAAAUUGAAAGUGUAAGUUCUGCUUAUCUCCACACCGAUUUGAAAUCCUUUAGCACCACCAAUAUCAUCAAUAGAGGUCAAUUAAUUAAGGAUAAGAGGGGUCCAGAAAAGGUAGAACUUGGCGAUAAAUUACUUUCAUUAGAGAAAUUAGAGCAAUAGAUCCAAGGUUUGGCAGAUUCUGUUUUUCUUUAAAGUCAAUAAAUACAAUAGGAAAGAGAUAUUAGAAGACAGGAAAGAGUGGUUGAAUAUCAAUAAAGAAUUGAAUAUAUAGAUGACAAAUUCGUUAAGGAUUAGAUUCAAUCUAUUAUACACACUUUCCCUAGUCAAAGCGACCCUAAAUUCAAUACAAUUUGGUCUCUCUUUAUUGAUGAAUAAAAAGAAGAACAAAAGCCCAUCUAAUAAUAAAAACCUAAGCAAAUUGAAACUCUUGAAGAUUUAGAGUUCCAAGAAAAUGCCAUUGUGUCAGAAUCUGAUAUACAAAUGUUGUCUACUCUCACUGAACUUUAAAGACAAGCCAGAGAAACUGCUAAAAUUAAUAAUAUAGCUAAUGAUGCUGAUGAUGAAGAAAUCAAAGAGGAAUAGAACACUAUUGUUAAGGCCAAAUAGAUUGUAGAUUUCAAUCAGAUUGACAAUGAACCCACCUUUAUAGACUAGAUGUAUUAUGCUGAGAAGGCAGAACCAGAAAUUUAAGAAUAGGAUCCUGAAAUUAGAAAAUAGAUACAGGAUGCUUUACAAGUGAAAUCGAAAUUCAGAAUAAUUAAAGUCUAAGACAUCAUUAAUAAUUCCAACAAAUUAAUUGAAGACAGGGAUUAUAGAUUUGCUGUUGAGGAUGAAACAGACAUGUCCAAUUUUUAUGAUCAAUUGCCAAAGGCUAAAAUGGCUAAACAGUUCUAAUUUGAAUUAGAUGAUUUUUAAAAGAGAUCCAUUUUGCAUCUUGAAAAAAAAGAGUCAGUAUUUGUUUGUGCUCACACUUCUGCAGGUAAGACUGUCAUUGCUGAGUAUGCUAUUGCAUUAGCAUUUAAACAUAAUAGAAGAGCAUUGUAUACAUCACCGAUUAAGGCUUUGAGUAAUCAGAAAUUUAGAGAAUUUGAUCAGAAAUUCGGUAAUACAGGAGUAGUUACAGGCGAUGUUUCAAUUAAUCCAGGAGUAUAAUUGUUAUUAGACAUUAGGCACCAUGUUUGAUUUUAACAACUGAAAUAUUAAGAAAUAUGUUAUAUAGAGGAGCAGAGUUGAUUCGUGAUAUUGAGUGGGUCAUUUUUGAUGAGGUCCAUUACGUAAACGAUUAGGAAAGAGGUAUGGUAUGGGAAGAAACAAUCAUCAUGUUACCACAACAUAUAGGAAUUAUCAUGUUGUCUGCUACAGUUCCAAAUUAUAUGGAUUUUGCCAAUUGGGUUGGAAGAACAAGGAAAUAAAAAGUGUUUGUGAUGAAAACCUUCACAAGACCUGUCCCUUUGGAACACCAUAUAUUUGUCUUUGAUAAAUUUCAUACCAUCAAAGAAAGAGAUGGAGACUUCUUGGCUUAAGAAUAUAAUGGUCUAAAAGUAAUUGAUUGAUUAAACAUUAAUAGAAAAAAAUAAAGGAAAUCGAAGAUGAAAAGAAAGGAUUAAAGGAGCGAAUUAAGAAAAAUAUGGAUGAAAAGAAGGAUGAUGAACUUUAUAAGAAUACCAAUAAAUCAAUGAGAUAAAAGUUAACUCAAAAAUAGAUCAAGUCUAAAUUUAUUCAAAAUAUAUCAGCUGCCAAUAUGAAAUAAAAGGAUGAGAAAAGAGCUAUGACUUAGUUGAUUAGAUUAUGUGAAAAAAAGGAUUUGUUGCCUUGUGUCAUUUUUGUGUUCUCAAGAAAAAAAAUAAAUGAAUUGGCUGAUUCUAUUACUAAAUAAAAUAGCCUAAAAUUGAUUGAUCAUAAAACUGAGGCUCGCAUUAUUGGAUUUUUUGAUUAGGCUUUGCUUAAAUUGAAAUCUCAAGAUAGAUAAUCGCCAUAAUUGAUCAGAUUGAGAGAGUUAUUAAGAUUUGGUAUUGCAAUACAUCAUGGACAUCUAUUGCCUAUUGCCAAAGAAAUAGUCGAAAUUCUAUUCUCAGAAGGACUAAUCAAAGUGUUAUUUGCUACAGAGACCUUUGCUAUGGGUAUUAAUAUGCCCACCAAGACUGUGAUUUUUCAUUCUGUUGAGAAAUUUGAUGGAUCCAAUACCAAAAGAAUGUUACACUCCAGUGAAUACACUUAAAUGAGUGGUAGAGCUGGAAGAAGAGGAAUCGAUGAAAAAGGAAAUGUGAUCAUUUACAUUAAAGACGCUUAGAACUUACCUGAUGAACUAAGAAUGAAGCAAAUGGUUGACUCCAAGGGAUUAUAAUUAGAUAGUAAGUUCAAAAUCACUUACAGCAUUAUUCUAAAUCUAUUGACUAGUAAAGAUAUUGAUGCAACUGAAAUGAUGAAGAGAUCCUUCCAUGAAAAUUAUAGAUUUGUAUAAUUGCCAAAAUAGAUGCUGAGUUUAGAAAGAUUAAAAAAGGAAUACAUCAAUACUUCUCUGAUUUAAUGUCCUUAUCAAAAAGGAUUGAGAUCAGGAGUAUCGAAGUCAUUGAUUGAAGAAUAUGUGGAGAUCUAAAAGAAUUAUCGAUUCUCUUAGAUUGGCUUCAUUUAAUAAGCCAUAACAUAGAGUAAGACCAAUAUCACUUUCCCCAGAUUUGUUUUAUUUUCUGAUCAUUUUGGAGAAAUAAGCUUGGGAGUUGCUCUCUCUUAAGACUACUUAAACGACGACAUCUAUGAUUAAAACUAUGUUCUCAGACCUUAAGAGAUAAGUAUGUUCUCAAUUAUAUAAUAGCAUAAUUUAAUUUUAGUGUUUUAACCAUCCAUUCUGGAAAUGAAGAUGAGAAACAACAAAGGAGGUACAAGAAAAUUUACUUACAAUAUUAAACAUAAUUUUUAGAAAAAAAGAAAGAAAAACAAAGAAACAAUUAACUUAAAUCUAAUAGAGAAUUUUAUUACAUAAUUAAUAGUGUAACCGAAGAGAGUAUUAUAGACUUUUUGGACGAUCAAAUUAAGGCAUCUAACAAAACAAACUUCUUAAACAUUGAAGUCUAUUAUGAAGAUUACGCUACUUAAUUGUUGGAAAAGCAAUAGCAAUUUCAAGACAUGAAGUAGAUGUUACAAUACAUAUAUGCUCCUUAAUAAUAAAACAAUAAUAAAAAACGACAGGCUGUGCUUACUAAAUUUAAAUAUAAAUUCAAAUCUAAUAAACAAUAAAAUGAUGAGGAAAAUGUUGAAUAGUUCAAAUUCAGAGAAGAAUAAUUAAAUGAAUUGAUUAAUCAAUAAUGUCAAUUUUGUGAUUUAAAAGAUAAACAUUUAUAACAAUUGCAACUCAAAGAGAAAUUGAAGAAUGAUAUGCUUGAUAUCAAAAAAAAGAUUCAAGGAAAUGAUAAUUAGAGUUAAAGUGAUUUCAAUAAUAAGUUGAAUGCCUUAAAAUUAUUAGGCUAUGUAGAUUAGGCAGGAUUACCUCUAAUUAAAGCUAGAAUUGCUCGAGAAUUGAUGGAUUAAAGUUCCAUUUACAUUUGUGAAGUGCUUGUAGAUAAUAUCAUGGAAACUCUAAAACCUAGUGAAAUAGCUGCGUUGAUGUCAGCCUUCGUCUGUCAAGAUAGAAGAAAAUUUGACGAGGAAUUCGAUGAAAGCAACAUUGAAGUUAUGCUCCAUAAAAAAUUUGAUGAGAUUUCCCUUGAAUUAAGUGGAGCUAUUAUAGCCACAUAUGUAUUGAUCAAAAAGACCAUUGAAGAAGAAAGUAAAUUAUUAAAUUGUAAUAUUUAGUGAAAAUGGACGCAGUAGAUUCAAAAGACUCAUCUGAACAAAUAAAAAAUGUUCUCAAUUUUAAUUUAACUCAAGUGUAAGUGUCAAUUUGUUAUUUUUAGUAUCUAUUUGUGGGCUUAGGGUUAAUCAUUUGUAGAUGUUUGCUUAUAAACUGACAUAGAGGAGGGUUCUAUUGUUAGAACUAUUUAAAGAUUGGAAAAUAUGCUUAGAGGUGUAAUUAACGCAUUUAGAGUUAUGGGAAAUUUGAAAAUGGUGGAUAAGGUUGAAAAAGCUUGCCUAUUAAUUAAAAAGGAUAUAGUCUUUGCUGAAAGUCUUUACUUUGACUCAAAUGCUAAAAUCAAAGAGAAAAAUUGA
This is a messenger RNA of Paramecium octaurelia, 4609 nucleotides long. The record is from the annotation of a GenBank genome assembly. Lineage: Eukaryota; Ciliophora; Oligohymenophorea; Peniculida; Parameciidae.